Messenger RNA from Cladophialophora immunda, 2611 nucleotides. RefSeq lists its product as uncharacterized. The transcript is spliced from 3 exons. The coding region runs from base 572 to 2146 and encodes 524 amino acids. Lineage: Eukaryota; Fungi; Ascomycota; Eurotiomycetes; Chaetothyriales; Herpotrichiellaceae. The record is from RefSeq and is a predicted model, not a curated record.
CAACCACACCGGCAACGCAGCUUCUCGCCCUUGCAGAUAUCACCCGCUCAGAAUGCAACCCAAGGAGCAGGCAAGGCUGAGUGAAUCGCCCUAUUGACCUGGGCACACUGCAGUCCAUCAGCCAGUCACUGUCCCCGCUCGUUUCCAGAUGGAGUGACAUUCCACAACCCCUUGUCAUUCCUGUUGUCCUUCCCCCGAGAAUCCUCCUUGAGCUCACCUUGGCAACCAACGCGGCCUGCUAGUUCCUUAUUCGCCCACUUGUCCAGCAUGCCUGGGACAUUCCUCAUCUCCGUACACAAGACACCCAGCACUGCCACGCGGAGUUGAGGCGGAACGGCCCCUGUGUUGUCGUCUGUCGUCCGUCACCAGUCUACCUAGUUGUUCACAGCGCUUCAUCACUUCUGCUGAAAAAUAUUGAGGUGUUGGUGGACCAGGAGGCAGCAGCCCGUGAUAGGCAGUGCUUGAAGUGACCGAUUGGGCUCGCCUACAGCCUGACAUCCCAGCCAGCGCAAGAUGGAGUCUUCCUAAAUCUCGUCUCAUCUAUAAAUCUGUCGUAUAUUCAUGGGUCGUGAUGGCCAACGAAAAUCGCCAACAAUAUCUGACUUGCCCGUUCUGCACCUUCGGCAGCAAUGAUAUCGACUCUCUCGAGAGGCACGUGCAGCAUCUUCAUGGCAGCCGACAGCCUGACGGUCAACAGCAUUACGAUGCCGCAUCCCAGCUAAGCGAUGCCGACUUGGCCCAACUUCUUGCCUUUGAGGAAGCAGGCUUGCCUGCCGAACUAGCCCUACCAGACCGUCCGAAUGUUCCUGCCCGUGGUGAAAUUCAGGCAGCGGAAAGCGCAACGAAUCUACAAGAACCGCCUUCAUCCUCUCGCGUUGCAAAGGAAGAUUCAUGGGCACAAUGUGUCUGUGGCGAACGCGUACAUUUUCUCGAGCUCGAUGCCCAUUCGGACAUGCACGCUCAGGAGAGUGUUUCCAUGGAUGAUGCUGAUAUACCAAGCAGUGAUGUCGAGCUUUGGACACCCGAGUCAACUGCUGAACGCCCAUUAGCCAAUAUCUCAAACUCGUUUAGCACUAAUAUCCCAAAGUCUCUUCGAAACUACGAUCAGAUACGUGAGAACACCACUCCUCCUCGUAGCGAAAAGAGACGCGGUCCUUCUCUCAAGGAGAUCUUCCUCGGCACUUCCGCAUUUCCUAAGAGGAAAUCAGCCAUUUCGGCCGCCUCCACAAAGCUUGGGCAGACGAAACAGCUCGGAAGGUCGGAAUUGGGUCCUUUCGCCCAUGAGCAGCAGAUGCCGAAAUGGUUGCGCCGAAUGCUCGAGCGGGGUGCCAAAGUCACGAUAGUUCACAGAUACGGCCCCGACGGCACGUUGACCAGGGUCGAAACUGUCGCCAACGAGACGCCUAACCUGGUCCCUGUUCUCUCUCGGCUGUCUCAGCUGGACAGAACGGUCGAACGUGCAUUUUAUUGCAGCCCUCAAGUUCUCCACGUGUGCAAGAUGCUAGGGGAGGGUGGCUUCUGUGGCUAUCGCAAUAUCCAGAUGUUGGUGUCCUACAUUCAAGCCACGGACGCUAAUGGCGCCGAGAACUUUCGGGGAAGACUGCCGUCUAUACUGAGACUUCAAGAUAUGAUUGAAAAUGCUUGGGACCUGGGCUUCAACGCCAGCGGGCGUGAGGAGACUGGCGGCAUUAAAUUCACUCGAAAAUUUAUUGGCACGCCGGAGGCGCACGCAUUAUUUUCGAGUCUUGAUAUCCCUUGCGAAUCGACCGGCUAUUCCACCACAAAGGAGGUCGAGGGCUUCGAGACAAUGCUUUGUGCUGUCUGCGAGUAUUUCGACGAUGACUCGACCAAAGACAGCGUCGACAAAGUGGUCCUUACGGACAAACCACCAAUCUACUUUCAGCAUCGUGGCCAUUCCCAGACUAUUGUCGGGGUCGAGCAAAGGCUAAAUGGCGCUGUCAAUUUGGUCGUUUUCGAUCCAAUGUUCCACCUCAGCCCUGCACUCAAAAAACUUGCCUUUUCACGUUGCACUACGUUCAGAUGUGCUCAGCCUGAAAAGCUUCUGAAAGCUCACCGGAGAGACGAGAGAUAUUUGGAGAGCUACAAAGACUUUGAACUUUUUAGGUUGAAGAUGGGACAGCCGUAACAUGCGGGAGCACCAUGCAUUGUUUCUCAUCAUCAUCCCUGAUCCACCCGAGAGGCGAGCAUUGAUAAACUCGUUCAUUGCUGCCUAGGGCUUUUUGAGGAUCUUUCUUCGACACUGCAUUGCGAGGGGGAUGCUGAGGGAGUUUGGUCGAACAGAUGACUAUUGCAGAGCAGCUGGAUGGCAGGAUGGAUGAACCGGUUGUGAUAUAUUUGGGGCAUCUCUGGGAAGGUAUUGAUAGGAUUCUUCAACAAGUUGGCAGGAACACUUUAAUUUGUGUACACGUCGCACUCCAGUGCCCGCUCCUGAGCCUGAGAUAUUGCUCUCGCUGCUCUUAUUGACGCUCGGAUUCGAGUUCCGUGCAUUCCUUUUGUGACUUCAUCAGGCUGUAGGCGAUGUCAAAAAAGAAAAUGGCAUAGUCUGACAAGAAAGGGUAUAUAUCUGGAUAUGAGUGAAGUAGCAGUGAUU